Messenger RNA from Porites evermanni, 10194 nucleotides. Lineage: Eukaryota; Metazoa; Cnidaria; Anthozoa; Scleractinia; Poritidae. The record is from the annotation of a GenBank genome assembly.
AUGUGUGAAUGUAAACAAGCCAAGCAACAGGAAUGUCUGCCACGCGAAUGUCUUGUACAAGAUAAAAAGCAUACCGAAAAGAAAGCUCUGCAAACAGCAUACAUACUUGAUCCCACUUUUACAAUCUCAAAAGCUUGCAACAAAGAAAAGCAAUUCGUAACAGUGUGUGGACAAAGGAAUUACAAGCAAUGAACAUGUUAAAGCAACGCAGGGAUAAUUUUCAAUGUGGAGGAAAAGAUGAACUUAAUCUGAAGCUUAUCUUUUUUAUUAUGGCCAGUUUUUUCAGAAAUUUGGAAGUAUUAAAUCCAGGGAUUAAAUCUGUCAAAAAUAUUUGGAAUUUAAAACAGGUUUGGAUCACACCUAAGAAUUUAAGCCAUUUUCAUUCUUUCUGUGAGGUGUUUAUAAAAAAUCAGUUCAUGAGGAAUGAUAUUUCAAAUAUCACAUUACAGGAAAUAGCUCUGUUUUUUUAUAUGAUGUUAUCAUUUAGCCAGGUCAAUUUUUGGGGUACUUGUCUCCAUUUGAAUAGACCCUUUUACCCAUAUGGCGGCCAUAUUGAAUUAAUUUGAUGUAAGGAGUAUUAUAGGAUGCCCAGGGGGCAUGAGCACAUUUCGUUUGUAUUUACGAACGUUUUUUCGGGGCAUUUUUUCUCAAAGUUUUGUUAGAAUAAGAUUGUAAUGGGAAAAAACAUCGUUGUGCCGUUUUUGGAUGUCAUAAUGAUCGCCUUUUUCCUGAGAAGUAUACAAUAAAAGACCAUAUUUCUAAUACUAAGCUACAAAAAGGCGAUGAUUAUUACAUCCAAUCAUGGCACAAUUAUCUUUUUUCCCAUUAGAAUCUUAUUCUAAGAAAAUUUUAAGAAAAAAUGUCCCAAAAGGCGCUUGUAGCACAGCAGGGGCCUGAACACAUGACCUGGACUGGAAGCUCUGCUGAGGUGACUUUUAUCCCGGUAUUGCAUGAAAAGGGCCAGCCCGGAGCCACCAGCUUUAUAUAGAGAUUGGAAGCAGUGCGUAUUUUCAUGUUCCUGGCUUGGUUCAUUUAUCAGGCUGCCAGGCAAGCGUGAUUACUCAGAAAAAUUCCAGCCAGUACUGGGCUGGCUCGGUUGUCAUGUAAUGGCAAAGUUGAUUUUUGUUCCGUUUAACUAAGGUGCCGAGAUUUCAUUUCAUGUGUAGAUGUCAUUUUAUAAUUCGACCUUCUUGCUAUUUUCACCAUCAAGUGUAAUGAUCCUGUUAGUUUUCUUUCUUGUUUCCUUGUUUUUUUUUUCUUUGUUAAGGACCAAAUAGCUUCUUUUCAAUUAAAGCAUUAAUCAUUGUGUUUUUGAACUAAGUGUUCCAUGUGUGUGAUUGCAACCGUGAUUGCAACCGCGUUUAGUUAUGGAAUUAAAACCGGUUCAGAGCUGUACUGCAUGCAGUGGAUAGUUUGAAUGUUAAACAUGAAUUACAAUCGAAAAAAGUAAAGCAAUACUUAUUCUGUGUCAUGCAGAUAUUUCCAAGCGAUAUUUCUUGGUUUGCCACUUGAAAAUCGUGUUUUGCUUUUUGCAUGAAUGAAAGCAAAGGAGUAGUGACAUCACUGAAUGGCAUUAAAGGCCAGUCAACUCAGACGUUGCUGAGAGGAGAAAAUGACUCAAAGCAAUUGGAUGAAAUUCAGGCUAAAGUAGAAGUCACUUGCCAUUUUAAUUUCUAUUAGGUUUUCAUUGAUAACAUAUUCAGUCAAUGUUAACAGUGCACAGAAAAGAACUAGUUGUAAAGCUGGGUUGAUGAUGGAUAAUAAAAAUAUUUUAGUACCAUGAAAGCUCUAUUAAGCGGACACUUUCGGGACCUCCCCAAGUGUCCACUUAAUAGAGGGUGUCCGCUUAAAAGAGGUUUCACUGUAACAGUUAUAUACAGGUACAUUAAGAGACUUUGUGACAUGGGACAUGGAAAAGUAUCUGCUGUCAAUAUUUAGUGGUGUCUGUAUUAGGCGGGUUACUUUGAGAGAAAAUAGGUAUGACCUUUUGGUGGGGCAAGCAAAACUGUCCAUUUUAUUCGGCUGUCCAUAGAGUAUGGCUUCUGCAAUCACCCUUACUAAAUUAUUACUCCUUUUAUACUACUACAUGAGGAAUUUCUGCAAUUUGAUUGGCUUAGAACAGUGGUAUUUCAGCUUAAUUUGAAAUGAUUACCUACAUGUGAAAAUUACAAAACCUUUAUGGGUGGUGAAAAACAAAUAAUAGCAUGAUUUGUACAUGAUAUUUGGCAUAAAAUACUGUACUCAGGAUAUUUCAAAAUUGUCUCAAAUUUCACUUGCCUAAUGGCUCGUGAAAUUCCAUAUAACAAUUUUGAAAUAUAACUUGUGGUAUUUAUGCCAAAAUCACUACAAAUCAUGUUAUUACCCAUGCUAAUUUUGCACAAUUAUCAACAUAUAUGACUUAUUAUAGACAAGAACUAAGUUAGAACCACAUUACCAUGGACAGGUGGGUUUAAAUUUUUUUUCCUGCCCUGGAUAAGCAACUUUUAUACUGUAUCAUUAUUAUAUAACAACAAAUCAGUCAUCUACAGUAAUUCUCUAGAUAAACAGAACAAAUGCGAUUCAGAAACCUGAGUUCCCUUAACAACAACAUUUUCAUUUAGUAGUCUUUAUAGUCAUUGUAACCUAACACAGAUAACCACAGUGUAAGUAGAAGUUAUACACUGUAGUCUGAUAGCAAUAAACACAUUUAAUUUUCCAGAAAAAUACCUGUGCAAGGCAAAUUGAACAUGAAGCACUCAUUUUAAUCCUCAGAGGCCACCUGGGCGCAUGAAAACUUGAACUGAAAGCUUGCCUUAAUCAGCUGAAGAGGUAGGUAACAUUGCAAGACCCCCCAAGGCUGCUACUAGACAAUGCUAUCUUGAAAACAAAUUCGCUGUUGAUGCCUUGAUACAAGUACCAAGCAGAGUGUAUGAUGCAAAUGUUAAACGAUUCAAUGUAUGAAACACUCAGUGAAAAACAUGUAGACCUCUUUAUGUAUACGUUGUAAGUAAUAUUUUAUCUCAGUUAAUGUUUUUUUUUUGGGGGGGGGGGGGGGGGGGAGACUUUAAUGUUAAAACAAAAGAAAAAUAAAAAUUACCUGAGUUAAAAAAUUAACUACAAAAAUAUAUCCAUAGGAACCUUGUGAGAAGCCAUCAAUCAAGACACCACACUGGCCGCUCACUGGCUGCAGAGAUACUAACCCCUGGAAAUCUAAAAUCUGGGGUCUCUCUCUUUUGCAUCACCCAUCCCCCGCCCCCCCCUCAUGCCCCGAUAAGCUGUGGUGUGGCUACACGUUGGCUACAUCCAAAAAGGUGUCCUUGGCAGCACAAGCUGUUUUGAGGCCCUUAUAAAUAAAUGCAGCAAAGAGGUUUCAACUGAAGAUUAUUAUUCUGCACAAGAGAUUAAAAUGCACCAUUUGCUGCGUCUGAAGCUGACAAGUUGCUCAUUCAUUUGCUACUUUGAAAUUUUUUUGCAAAAUUGAUGACAUUCAUGUCCAUAAUGUCAGAGACAUAUUUUUGGCGUUUUGAAUUAGUGCCCAUAAACUUGAAUGGCCCUCGUAGGGUAAAAAGUGAACAGAGCAGGUGCAGAUAUUACAACUCAUGACUCUAUUCUUGGCACUAAUUCAAAACGCCAAAAAUAUGUCUCUGACAUUAUGGAAAUGAAUGUCAUCAAUUUUGCAAAAAAUUUCAAAGUAGCAAAUGACAAGCUAAUAAAUUAGACUAAGAAAAUGAUACCUAGAGUAUUUUCAAUUUUAAUUUUUCUUGUCAAAUGUGAAGGGACCAAACUUUCCACUUUAUUGACUUCAUUGUAAAUACCAGUUGCUGAAGUAUAAACCAUGGCACACAAAUCAGAACAAUGCUUGGCGUGAUCAAGAAGGUACUGGACAAGUAUUUGUAAACAAAUAGAAAGAUUUUCUGGAAAGCCCAGCUGCAAAGCAACCUGCAACCUCGUUCCCAGGGUUCUCUCCUAGGGAUGGUAGGAGAGAACCCUGGGAACGAAGUUGAGCAACAUGUACCAGACUGGUAUGAAAAAUUGUACAAAGUAGCGAAGAACAGGAACCUCAGAAUGAGCAGUCAAUGCAACCUAUCACCUAUCGCCUGUUGCACUGACAUACAUACUAACUCUCCCGGAUACGACACCAAUCUCCCGGUCUCCCGUACGGGUCAACAAAUCUCCCAAAAAGAAACGAUUUGUGCGUUAAUUUGAAAUUUAUCCCAUUUUCUCCCAAACUUCGAAUUUUCUUUGAUUCAUAGUUUGGUUUCUCAGGCAUAUUUCAAUUUGCACAUAUUUUAUCACUGACAAAGAUUAUUUCGUCAUUACAACCAUAAAGACAAAUUGUGAUGGUCUAUACUUCAUGUAAGACUUCGUAUUAAAAAGGGACUUGAUCAAUUGAAUAGUACUUUACAGGGGGUCAAGGGGGUUGGUUGUUGAUAUUCCGGGGCGGGGGGGGGGGGGGGGGUGAAAAANCCAUACAGACAAUACCUUAUACUACCGACUACACGAAAAAUGUCAUCUACAAAAGAACCAGUUACAUUCAAACUAAACACCACGUGAAGUUUCAUUACUUCAUUUCAGUUAGAACAUGCUACAAGCCCGGGAGAGGUAUGUGCCGCUGUGAAGGGUAUGGUUUUCAAGCAGUUUACUCUAGGAUAGGGUAUAUAAAUCAGAGCGUUUGGGUCUAGAAUAGGGUAUCAUUUUUCAGGAAACUGAUCAGUUGGUUGAAGAUUUUAUGUAGACUAGGGAUUGUGGUGUAAGGUUUUGUUUUGGCUAGACUGUGCCAGUGCUAGUGACCUCAGUAGUUUCUGGAAAACAGCUACUCCAGGAUAGGGGGGAUUUGAGAGUUUACUCUAGUAAAGGGUAGCAAAAUUCAGCUGAACUAGCUCUGGUAUAGGUUAAGGGUUCCAGGGUCACAGCGGCACACCCUCACCCAGAAAUUCCUAAAGUACCCCCUUCCCCCCGGGGCUACAAGAAGGCUUAGAACUCUACCAAGUUAUGGUGAAUCAAAUGUGUAAUAAAGCAACAGUCCAACCUCUCCAUACGGACACCUCUCAAAUACUGACAGUUUACUAUGUACCGACAAAAUUAUCGUAAAUUUCCUCUAAAAAAAACCCUCUCCUAUACGGACAACGGACACAAAAUCUCAGCCCUUGGGUGCAAAUUCAUACGAACUUAACCUCUUUAUUACGGAAACCCCGGGAACCAACCAGGGAACAGGUGUCGAUUAUUUGCGGUAUGUGCUAUUUCCUGUCGGCGGUUACAAACAUUGACACUUAGUCAGUCAGCGAUACCAAUACCAGAAAAUGUCAAAAUGUUAGUUUUAAAAACUUACAUUUAUAAUUGCAAAUACGGUAAUCGAAAAUACUGUGGCAAUAGCCAAUUCAAUACGUAUUCUGUAUGCAGUGCUGUUCUAUGUAACUGUAACAAAUGACGGAAACAUAUUAUGUUAACUGAAGGAGUAAUUAAGACUGUUCCUUUUUCCUUUGAAUGAAUAGCAUCAUUGACCAUCAGUAGGGUCUUAAACGUGAUGUCAUCAUAUUGACCUCUCUAAUACCGACACUACGCUCUGUCCCUCCGGUGUCUGUAUUAAAGAGAUUCGACUGUAUCGUGUUAAAGAAAACUAUUGAAAAAAGCAUUUAGUCAACCCUACCAGAAAAAAGAUGAUCAAUGCAAACAAUAAUACUUCCUUUGAAACACCGGUGACAGUAAAAUAGGUGAUGUAAGCUUUCUCAACAGAGAAGCUGUUAUUUAUUAAUAACUCACCAAUCUUACUCAGACCCCCUAGAAAAAGACCUCUGUAAGCAACCCCCGAUUCCCUAGGUAAUUGCCUCCUUUUCGACAUCCCCGCCUCCCCUCGGAAUUUCCGUUGCCCUCCGUAGGGGAUUAUGGAUAUUUUCUGCAACUACACAUUGCACUUACUAAAGGGAGGCCGUAGAGUGAAGAAAGAGUUUUAAAAUUCUGCAGACAAAGCAACCUUGUUAUAAAAAAGACAAACGCAACUCUCAUAUGGUGUUUCCCUUCAGAGUUCUCAUUGGCUAUUGAUUCAGUAAACAGUACUACUGAUUUUUGUAAUCAUUAUUUCUCCAGGAUAACGUUCAUGUUAUACUGUCUUUUUUUGUAGGAGUAAAAUGCUGCGAAAGGGAAAUGAUACAUGUCCAGGUGGAAGUUGUAUCAGAUUUCAACCGAGAUGUCCAUAUGAGAAAGCUUGACAAGAAUGGAAGGAACUAAAAACUUUCCAACUUCUGGUAGGUUCAACCCAUAAGCCCCAAUAAGCGUUACGCCAAGUAAAAGGAAUUUGGGGACCACACGAGGCAAAGAGAAAGUGUUUUGACCUCUGCAUGAUUCGCACCCACGGACGAUCUCCAAGUUGGAUCUGCUGUUGCUCUACUGAUUAUGCGGUGAACCCUCCGUGGAGCAAGUCGUGGGUAAUUUUUGUGGCAGAUCGCGCAGAGGGUAGAAUGUGUAAUUAAGUAAACGUACAUACCUAAUACUGAUCUCAGUAUUAUCUGCCAUGUACAUUGUUGGUACUGUAUAGCAAAUGAUGCAACAGACAAUUAUCUCUGGCCGGAAUCAAAAAUCAUCGACUGCUACAAAAAAUCCUUUAAACCCCGAUUAGCGUCUAUUUUAAUAAAAAAAACACCACUACAUGUGCAAUGUGUAUUUGAACUUUUCGUUAUUGUUUCAGAGUUCCUGUCCCUGCCAAACUGCGGGAAUUGAUAUCAAAGCUUCUGUUUCUGGGAGUUCUUAGCAGGAAUUUCACUCUCGGCAUCAACAGGUGAGUACUUUGAGUUUGCAAGCCUUCAGCUUCCUAGAUUUCUGGCCUUUUAACCUUUAAUCUCUUUCUAUUAUAGAGAAGAUCAAGGUUACCCCAAUAUAAAAUUAUCAACGCGGACAAUGGGAAUCCUGGUUUGAUUAGGAACUGAUUUUUUUGUGGAAAUUCGACGGGGUGUAUAGGCGUUGAAACGUAUUUUGCGUAAACCGCUGACACUUAAACCGAAUUUACACAAUAAAUCAGGGAACAGAGAAACGUACGGAUACCAAACUAAAAUUAUUAACGUGGACAACGGGAAUCCUGGUUUGUUUGGAACUGAUUUUUUGUGGAAAUUCGACGGGGUGUAUAGGCGUUGAAACGUAUUUUGCGUAAACCGCUGACAUUCAAACCGAAUUUACACAAAAAAACAGGGAACAGAGAAGCGUAGGGUUACCACCCUAAAUCGGGCACUUUUCAAAUUGGAACCUUAUCAUGUGCUAACUUCUUAGUUUCUUCCUAUCUCUACAGGUGAUGGUAGCACGCUUUGGGAUUGCCAAGCAAACUCUAUUGACCAUGAUUCUAUUUUUUCCGCUUUCUUUUUUAAAGCGAAGGAGGUCCAGACGAAAGUACAAUUAUCAACGCAGAUAAUAGGAAUCCUGGUUUGUUUGCGAACUGAUUUUUUGUGGAAAUUCGACGGGGUGUAUAGGCGUUGAAACGUAUUUUGCGUAAACCGCUGACACUCAAACCGAAUUUACACAAUAAAUCAGGGAACAGAGAAACGUAGGGAUACCAAUCUAAAAUUAUUAACGUGGACAACGGGAAUCCUGGUUUGUUUGGAACUGAUUUUUUUGUGGAAAUUCGACAGGGUGUAUAGGCGUUGAAACGUAGUUUGCGUAAACCGCUGACACUCAAACCGAAUUUACACAAUAAAUCAGGGAACAGAGAAACGUAGGGAUACCACUCCAAAAUUAUUAAUUAUUAACGUGGACAACGGGAAUCCUGGUUUGUUUGGAACUGAUUUUUUGUGGAAAUUCGACAGGGUGUAUAGGCGUUGAAACGUAUUUUGCGUAAACCGCUGACACUCAAACCGAAUUUACACAAUAAAUCAGGGGAUAGAGAAACGUAGGGAUACCACUCCAAUUUUGGUACUUUUCAAAUUGGAAACUCAUACUGGAGAUAUAAUAACCAUAAGAUACCCCUCUCAUUGAGAUUCUUUUGAAAGCAAAAACGUAUUUUAACUUUCUAGUUUCUUUUUAUUUCUACAGGUGAUGGUUGAGCACAUUUUAUUCUCAAAUUUCUAACCUUUUUCCUUCAUUGUCUCUAGUGUUGUUGUUUUAGAUCGGCCACAACACUGGGCUUUGUAGGCUUUGACUUUUAUUCAGUCUUUCCAGGUCAAAGCGAAGAUUUGCAUAAUUGGAGCUAAAAUUAUUAGGUGGAGACUUGGAAUCCUGAAUCCUGACUGACCACAGACGUCUGCUUUUGGUUGAACUGUUGUAUCUUCGAGUUUUACAGUUUGGCUGGUAUGAGUACAUUACGUAAUGAAUUUCUUUUUUAGAAAGGUCUUUUAUAAUAUAUACUAUCACAAUUUCCCUUAGCAACGGCUGGCUUUAUAAGAGGCCAUACUUCGAGCAAAGCAAAGCCAUCGUUCUUUCGUGAUUGUUGACUUUCGACAGAUUCUUAUCCAUCAUUUUAUCUGAAUGACUAGGCUCGAAAUAUUCUUGUAUUACUCUUAAAUUGAAGCUUAUAUCAUUUCUGGUUCAUGAUGUGUUGGGGUAUCAAUGGACCUUUUAUCGAACUGUUAUAAGCAUUGAACAUUUGACUUUGUUAACGGUGCAGUUUUUUGAAGUUUGGUUCCUAAUUUUUUUUUACUUAGAGAAAGGGUCAAUUAUAUCAGAUAAGUUUAAAACAAUUGUAUUUUAUUAACAGAUUUUCAACACAAACUAAUAAAUCCUGUUGAAAAUCUCAGUCUCAGAUUUCAGUAGCGAUAUUUUAUAAAAUAUAUUUUGGUAAAAAAGAAAGAGUGUAGUCGUAGCGCCUCAACCUUAAUAAAUUAUUUUUAACUUUUAAAGAAAUAGUAAAGAAAUGUUUGAUUUGGAAAAUUUCCUUCGGUUUAGUAUUUUUUCCGUGUGUACGCGCAUCAAGGAUUGUUUCUAAUUUUAUUAUUUCUCUUUUGUGUAUACAAGUAUUCAGAAUAAUGAUUUCUGUCCCUGUUUUCUGACAGAUACGAGUGUUGCCAUUUUGAAUUUAUUGUUUGCCCUGCACAUGAAGUCUACCCAUGUUAUAAUGCGGUACUACUAGACAUGGAUGAACUGGUAAGUUUUUGCUACCUUCUUCUGCAAGAAAAAUCAACUUAUUUGACUUAAUUUUAAUGUGUAAUUCUAGGCCGUUUGUACAUUCUUGUUUGCUGGGCUGUAGUCGCGUUUACGUUUUAUUAAUAAGCCCUGAGUUUUUGUUGUAAACUUGUUUAUAAGCGAAAGUUUUUAAUGAGUAAGCGGCUUGGUGGAUAUGUGAUAUACGUCAGAAAACCUUAAUUACACAGUAAGCCAAGCUUAGGGUUAUAAAAUUAAGUUAAAUUAAUCUGUUUUCAAUUUAAGCAGAGAUGAUUAAUCAAACUGAUUAUUUUUUUUUUCUCUCAAUUUAUUUUCAAAUACUUUUUACAGUGGAAAUUGGCCGAGAGCUCCAAACCAACAGACACCAGUAAAAAGUGCCUCAAGGAUCAGGUACUGCUGCAACUAUGAGAAAGUAUGUUUACACUUGUUUUCGUGGUCUUGUUUACAAUGAAUGUCAAGUUACUUUGCUUAUCUUACAAAUUUACUCUUCUAUGAGUGUGCCAUAACAGCUACUGCAAAAGGCUGCUACCCUGAAAGUGGUGAAAUGUAUCAAAUAUCUUUAGAAAAACUGUCAUUAAUUCUUACCUCAGAGUUUUUUUUUUAACUUAGCUCGCUGUAUGAUUCAGAUUAUUAUAUUAUUGACAAUACAGCUCUUCAAAUGAAUUGUGUUGGUUAGCGUUCAAUUGAUAUCUCAGAUAUCAGACUAAGCAGCCUACCGAGUUAUGAUUCAACGUCAGUAAGAAUCGGAGAUAAUCCAAAAAUCGCGGACACAGCUCAAAAUUCGUUUCCGCUGAUACUUUUUAUAUUGAUCAUGAUAGAGUUUUGUAUCCUAGUUAACAAAAGAGGGUUAAUUUGGUCCAAUUUUUGAUUUAUAAGGAGUGCAUUCUUUCUUUUUUCUAAGAAUUUUGUUUUUGUGGCCCAGGGGAAAUAUUCUUAUUUUUCUCCCAGUUUUAGGCUCAAAAUAUUCUUGUAUUACUCUUAAGUUGAAGCUUGUGUCAUUUCCGGUUUAGCCUGAUAUGAGAGUAAGGGGCAGUCUACAGAGUCAGGUUGUAAAAUCUAAUUUAUAAUUCUUCGUUGUUUUAGGAGGAUCUGCCAAAGCAAAAGAACAAGAGUAAGAAAGUGGAAGAGGAAGAUUAG